Molecule: messenger RNA, 2536 nt
Organism: Salmo salar (Atlantic salmon)
Lineage: Eukaryota; Metazoa; Chordata; Actinopteri; Salmoniformes; Salmonidae
Product: cysteine and histidine-rich domain-containing protein 1
Source: RefSeq, a predicted model, not a curated record
CCGAACCUCACCGGCAUUUCCCGGAACUGUGUGCGGCAAAUGUACAGGAGGAAACACAUGGUCAGGCACGCUGAUCAACUGCAUAAUAUAGAUCAAAAUAUUGUAUUAAACAUCUGCCUGCUUUACAUCCUAAUUGAAUAUAGUAUAUUUUAAUAGCCCGACGAGUUAUCUCUGUUCGUUCAUCAUGCCGUUGAUGUGCUACAACAAAGGUUGCGGAAAACGAUUUGACCCAGACGACAACCCUGGUGAUGCCUGUACCUUUCACCCUGGUGUGCCUGUUUUUCACGAUGCUCUUAAGGGCUGGUCCUGCUGCACGAGACGCACCACAGACUUCUCAGACUUCCUCAGCAUAGAGGGCUGCAGCAGAGGUGUCCAUAACAGAGAGAAGCCAGCGGAACCGAUCAUGCCGGAGGUGACCAGCUCCGAGGGGAGGAGAGAGAAGGGGGAGGAGCUAAAGCCUCGCGGUGACACCUAUAUCAUUCAGGCUCCUAAACCACUGGAGCUGAUACACAGACCCAGUGGUGAGGAGCCCCUGGUCAGACUUCAGCAGAAGGUGUUCUCCUCCCUGAGACAGGCUCUGGAGAAGCUCCAGCUGGCCGAGAACAGCCAACCUCACAACACAGAGGAAGAGGGGGAGGAGGUGAAGAUUGGCACGUCCUGUAAGAAUGGAGGCUGCUCCAAGUCUUUCUCUGGUCCAGGGAGUGACGAGGAAUGUAAACACCACCCUGGAGUCCCUAACUUCCACGAGGGGAUGAAGUUCUGGAGCUGCUGUAGGAGGAAGAUGUCUGACUUUAACUGUUUCCUGGCCCAGGAGGGCUGCGCCACAGGAAGUCACCUCUGGAGGAAACCAGACCAGGGGAUGAAGGUGGUACCGUGUAGGUUUGAUUGGCAUCAGACUGGCAGCCAGGUCAUCAUCUCGAUCUAUGCCAAGAACUCUCUACCAGAGCUCAGCUAUGCGGAGGCCAACGGCACCACGGUGGCCAUACGUGUGGUCUUUGAGGGAGAGAAGGAGUUUGAGCAGAAGAUCAACUUAUGGGGGGUGAUCGAUGUGAGUAGCAGCGUGGUGAACAUGAUGUCUUCCAAGAUGGAGAUCUCUAUGCGGAAGGAGGAGCCAAUCACCUGGGCCCGUCUGGACCUGCCCUCUCCCACAGACACACCCACUGAGGGGGGGAAUGGGAUGGGAAAGGGGGAUGCAUAGAACUAGACAGAGAAUGAUAUCAAUCACAUGGUACAUGCUCCACCCAUAUGUUUUAAUUAACCUGUUGAAGGUAGGCUGAGAGCAGUAGGCUGAGAGCAGUAGGCUGAGAGCAGUAGGCUGAGAGCAGUAGGCUGAGAGCAGUAGGCUGAGAGCAGUAGAUAUACCGUACAUACGCGGGACUUUCUGUAUUUAUUUGGCUGCUAGUGACACCAAAUGUUCCAAGACAAUGACAUUCUACUCAGAAUGCGGAGGCUGAACUUCACUGAAACCAUCAGGUCUUCCUACUGAAACACAAUAACCAUCAGGUCUUCCUACUGAAACACAAUAACCGUCAGGUCUUCCUACUGAAACACAAUAACCGUCAGGUCUUCCUACUGAAACACAAUAACCAUCAGGUCUUCCUACUGAAACACAAUAACCGUCAGGUCUUCCUACUGAAACACAAUAACCGUCAGGUCUUCCUACUGAAACACAAUAACCAUCAGGUCUUCCUACUGAAACACAAUAACCGUCAGGUCUUCCUACUGAAACACAAUAACCGUCAGGUCUUCCUACUGAAACACAAUAACCGUCAGGUCUUCCUACUGAAACACAAUAACCGUCAGGUCUUCCUACUGAAACACAAUAACCGUCAGGUCUUCCUACUGAAACACAAUAACCGUCAGGUCUUCCUACUGAAACACAAUAACCGUCAGGUCUUCCUACUGAAACACAAUAACCGUCAGGUCUUCCUACUGAAACACAAUAACCGUCAGGUCUUCCUACUGAAACACAAUAACCGUCAGGUCUUCCUACUGAAACACAAUAACCGUCAGGUCUUCCUACUGAAACACAAUAACCAUCAGGUCUUCCUACUGAAACACAAUAACCAUCAGGUCUUCCUACCUCCUCACUUGAUAAGAGAUGCAGGCAGCUAUCACCAUAGCAUCCCUCAUCAGGAUCUGUAGCUAAGGAGCAAUUGGGGACAGCCAAUCAGAAUGUAAAGUGUUCUGAACACACCAGAGGACGGGCUCAUUGUAAUGGCUGGAAUGAAUUGAACAGAAUAAAAUGUGGUUUACUUUUUCAUUUAUUCCACACACGCAGUCCUGUUCUUUGUCAAUUGUAAUUGAGACUAUUUGUGCCAUUUAUUGAUAUCAGUUGCCUUCCAGAAAAUGUAACCUGUCAAACGAAGUUCUUGCUUUAACAGUCUUUGUUUUGGGUUUGAAUUGUUUUACAGCACUUCUGAGAUCUGUGAUUUAGUUUCUCUUUGCUUUCUGUAGUUAGCUUUAUUUGCCUUGUUUUGUAUGAAAACAAUGUGCUCUCCCACAAACGUAAUAAAACUCUGAUCCUACAUUGUAA